Messenger RNA from Lymnaea stagnalis (great pond snail), 9988 nucleotides. Lineage: Eukaryota; Metazoa; Mollusca; Gastropoda; Lymnaeidae. The record is from the annotation of a GenBank genome assembly.
GUUCAGAGCCAUUCGCUGAUCUUUAAACAUUGGACACCACAUUAGGCAGGCUAACGAGUGCAUUUUGUUUAACUAUUCAUUAUUAUACCUACACAGUUUAUUCAUUUAAAAAAUUUGCUGCAAGUAAAAUUCCUAUUUUUCUGAAAUAGCAUACUCUGCUUACUGGCUUACUAUUAUUUAAUUUUAAAUUAUUAAUAAUUAACAUUUUAACUCUCAUUCAUUAUAAUUAAUAAUGAUAAUAAUAUGAAUAUCAUAAUAUGCCUACGCCUACUUAAGAUGAGUAAAGUCUUAAGCAUUAGUUGAUUUGGAUUUUGGGAGUUCCACGGUCCACAGCUAGCUAGUGUUGUUUUCUUUGACUUUUUAAAGUUUGUAAUAACUCAGUGAGUCAUAAUUAAUAAUAACUGAAUUUGUAAUUAAACUUUUACAUUUAUUAGAAGUAUUAUAGAAUGGGAACUGCUAUAACUUAAGGCUUAGGCUUAGGGAAAGUAAGGCUUAAAAUUUUAAAGGAAAUGGUUGACAAUUUUUUUUAAUCUGGUAGUUUUUGUCAUCGAAGUGUCUACACGUCCGGCGCGCCUGACAAAUAGUGCGAAAGAUAUACGUCUGGCGCCAUGUCACGUGACCGUCGGACGUCUAAUAUGAUUUGAGGAUCAAUACCGGGGAUAGGAUCGUUUUUUUUUCUUCCCAUUUUAAUUACAAAUAUUUUAUACUAUAUUCAUAUUAUCAUGUUCAUCAGCAACAGUGGUUUCAUGAGAAGUUUUUAAAUAUUUUGUAGCAAUUUAAACAAUUUAAAAUGACAUCUUUUACUUUUAUUGGUUGCCUACUCCACACCUAAUUUAUUUUAUGGAUUACUGGUACACAAACUCAAAUAACAAACAAAACAAAAAUGUUUACAAGCCACUUUCACUUAAGUUUUUUUCUAUUAUUUGCAUUCAAGAUACUCAGUACAUCAGAAAUAGAUUUUAAAAUUAAUAAUAGUUUUGAAUCAUUCGCUGUCAUGACAAGGCUGACCGACAAGAUAUCUCUCGCCACUUUGUUACGGCGGUCAUGUGACUUGGUUGCCGGACAAAUAGUGCGGGAGAUAUACGUCCGGCGCGCUGGACGUGUAGACACUGCCUUUUAUCAUUUGCUAGUUUUAGCUCCUUUCUACAUCCGGAUGAAUUUUUUGGUGAGCAUCCAUAAUUAUAUUUGAUAUGGGCAAUGGGGAUAGGGGGUGGGGGUGGUAUUGACUGAGGAGUGUAAGGGUGUGCAUGGGAGAGGCUAAGGGAUAAGUCAAGUAUCUAAAUAUUUUAAUAAGACUGCCACUUUCCUUAUGAAUGAUAUGGUGAAUAUAGUCAGAUUGUUGCUUUGUUUAUCACAAUGAACUCACAACAUUAAUGUUUAGCACGUCCAAAUGACAAAUUUAGUCAAAAUUCGCUUUAAUUUGCUUUGGUGCUGUGUGAUGUAAGUUUGUGAAAUAAUUAUGUCGUUAUUCUAAUGAUUUGCGAUUUCGAAAAUGGAGAAAGACUGGAAAGAGGAUUUUUCAUUUCUAUUUAUGCAUUCUCAUCUUAUCCACACAGCAGCAGUAGAUCUGACAGAUUUAUAAGUUAUAAGAUUUAGUAAGUGGUAUUUGAAAAUUAUUUUUAGAAGUCACUAAGCAUCUGUAAAAUUUUAAUAUCCCAGUUUGGUUCAAGCAUUCCUCUUCCCUUCAAAAGCUUUUUAUGGAAUAAGAAGACACAGGGCAGGAAGUUUACAACCAAAACACAAAGUACAUGACUAUGACUACGUCAAUAGAACAGAGGGAUUAAACAAUUGAAAUUAGAAACCAUCCUUUUGAAAAUAUGUAGUAUCCUUAAUAAAUGAAAUAAAAGAAGUGACUUACUAAAUGACAUUAAAGAAAGAAUAUUGGGCAGAAGCAGGGCAUACUUGGGUAGGCACAACAUACUCACAAGUAAAAAAACAAAAAAAAAACUAAAUACAUAUAAAAAUUUAAUUAGACCUGCAGUAACAUACUAAUACUAAGUUUUAAAACUUGGAUCCUAAUAAAAACAGAAGAAAAUCUAUUAAACACAUGGGAGAGAAAAGUUAUCCAGAAAAUAUAUUGACCAACAAAAAAUGGCUGGAGAAUACAAACCAACCAGAAAUUGUUUGACCUAUAAGGAUCCCUGGCAAGUAGCAUAAAUAAAAAUGGACAGGAUUAGCUGGGCGGGACACUGAGAAAGAAUGCCAAGUGACAGAUGAGUGAAGAGAGUGCACCACCAAAAUCCUAUAGGAAAACUGCUCAAAGGCAGACCUAGGAUAGACGAUGUGGGAAAAGAUCUACAGCUGAUGGGAAUCUGAGUAUGGAAAAUAAAAAGCAUUGGUCAGGUCUGAGUAGAACUAGUAGAAGGAAAUGGUGAGGCAUGCCAAAGUGCCACAGGGAUUGAUGGAAACAAGAAAGAUUCUUAAGUAGUAGAAAAAUUAGUAUUUUAUUGCCUUGUUUGGCUCUUUAUGAAAUAUCCUUGUGAAUUCUUGGUGGAUGUGAAUGAUGACACAAGUUUAAUUUCAAGUUGAUUAAUUUUCAAUCCAAAUGUAAUCGAAAAUAAAUAAGGUUUUCUUAAAAAUGUCAUUGCAGAUGGCGCAUUUCAAUUUCGCAAAGGAUAUAAGUGAAGUUGUAAAGAUGGAUGGACCGAUGCAAGGUGGUCCUUUGAUGAGAUGGCAGAGAAAAGCUCAGGAAACACUGUUACGAGUGCACCCUAAUGAUAAUGGUUUGAACUUAAUUUGUUGCUGUUUUAUAGUAUAAUUUCAACUUACUUAAACUUGGCAGUGACAUUAAAUAUUCAUUUUAUGUUUUGGAAAAUUAAGAUUUUUUUCUCCUCUUAAUUCCAAACAAAUGCAUCCAUCUAAUCUAGGGGUGUCAAACUUGGAAGGCCAAAAAUCAAAUCACAUGUAAUGUUGCGGGCCGAACAGGAUAAACAUUGAAUAUUAAUAUUUGUUUAAAAACAUUAAUAUAAAUGAAAAAAGAAAAAGUUUUUAUAAUUAAAAAUCAUUGGCAUACCCAUUUUCGUUCUUAUGCCAGUUUGUCAGAGCUGGAUGUUUGGCACAUUGUCUUGGCUACAAAAACAAGUAAGUUUGUUUAUGUUGGGAGUAACGAUCUGUGUUAUUGAGAUUCUCAUGAUGGACUGAAAGUGUUCAUUGGUAAGACAACUCCUGUGAGAUGUUUUGUUACUCUUCAUCACGGAAAACAAUUGCUCUCACAUAUAUGUGCUACCCAUCAUGCUCAAGGUUCGAGCCAAAUGUAGAUGAAGCUGGGGCAUCUCUUCAGGAAUGAAACGAGUUAACUGUGAAGGCCCAAGUGUGUCGCACUUCGCCUUUAGUGCUCCAUUACGCUACAGCUCUAUUAGCUCCAUCUGCAAAUUUUUACAGGUGCAGUUUCCACGUCUGUGACAAAUGGAUUACGAAACAGCUCAAAAUUACAUUUCUGUGCUUCAAAGACAUUAAAGCAUCGUGCGAAGUAAGCUAAGUUUUUCAGCAAAGUGUGCAUUGGGAAACACCAAUGCGUUGACUUGCAUAUAAUUGUACGGCGGGCUGGAUGUGGCUUUCUUGCCUUGAGUUUGAUACAUGCUAUCUAAACAGUUGAUUCUUUUUUGUACUGUAAUUUCUAAUGAAUGUUAUAUGCAAUACUUUUCUCUUUGGCUUUUGCUAGGUGUGUCUACCCCACUGAAAUCCAAAACAAGAACCCCUGGAAAAACUGUACCCAGUCAAGCUUGCCCAGCUGGGUCCAAUCCAAAAACACCAAAAACACCUGGAGGCUGUAAAACACCAGGAGGAAAGAAUGGGGAAAUUUUGAGCAAUGGCAGUCGCAGUGGGAUUAAAUCCAAGACACCUGGGAAUAAGACACCUGGAAGACAACAAGACAGGUAUAGUCUUAUGAUGGCAAAGCCAAACUAAUUUUAAUUACGGAGAUGUUUUUACAACUGGUUUCUAUAAAGAAAAUAACACAUUUUUUUUCCAGAUUUAUUCCUAGCCGGUCCACAACAGACAUUGAGUUUGGCCACUAUGCUGUGAUGAGAAGAACUGAUGAAGACCCAGAGGGUGCUCCUUCUGAGGCAGGCAACAUCAACACUGAGUAUCAGGAACAGUUGAAAGAGGCAAUGGAGGUCAAAGAUUGCAAGAUUCUUAAUUUUAGAGGGAAAGCUCCACAAACAAGUAGUGAGUAGAAAUUAACUUGACAGCAUUGAAAGACAAAGUUGUUUCUUUCGUUCUAUUUUAAGGCAAUUUAAACUGAGCUGAUCCAAGUUUAUGUUAAAAAAAUAUAAUAUGGCCCAGUUGCAGACCUCGUCACUCUUACAAUUUUGCCAUACACUGUUCGAUUUUGAGAUGUAUUUUAUGAUUGUAUGCAGAAACUUGACAGGACUAAGAUUUUUAAUAGGCUGGGUUGAAAAGAAUUUUAUACCGAUAUUUUUUCAAAUUAAGAACAAAACAAAAGAAAAAAACUGAGCAUAUCUCAACUUGAUGGUCUGGAGUUCAAUUCCAACCAGAGCCUAGUCAAGCAAAAACACCACCAGCACCCCGGGUGCAACUCAUCUAAGAGAUGGAAACUCUGAAAUCAAACCCUAAGAUGGAGUCCCGAAAGGCGGAUAACAUUGAUACAACUCCUGCGACGUCACUGGUGCCAAGCUGUAUCAUCCAAUGAUGUUCCCUUGGGUUAUCCAGCGGCGUGGAGAGAGGUGAUUUGCUGCUGGGAAUCCUUGAAGAAUAAUCCCAGGCCAUGUGGAUUUCGUCCUCCGACGGGCGGAUGCCAGCAUAUACGUCCCUUCUUUUGUGAUUGCAUUUUUCAUUCAGUGUACCAGUCUCUAUAUUGACUUUAAAAAAAAUAAAAUAGAUAUAAAUAAGUAAUCUUAAAUAAAAACUUUAAAACUAUUUUAUUACAGCUUGGUAAAAGGAACCUAAUUUUCCACAAGCAUUUCUUCAGUUUUUCUCUGAUUAAGUGUAGAAUGAUGCAAAACUAAUUGGAUGCCUGCAGAACAAUCAUCAGUAAAAUAUAUUUUUUUACUUCCAGAGCCCAACCUGAACAGUUUGCAUGUCUUGUACAGUUGCGGCAAAGUUGGUUCCAAACAGUCAACCAGUUCCAGAGUCAUUCCAAAGGAACCAGAGAGGAUCCUGGAUGCUCCUGACUUGCUUGAUGAUUACUGUAAGUGUGCCCUGCUGUAACCUGGGGGGAGGGGGGCCUCGUCUUCUUCACAGAUGUGCUGCAAAAGAUUACUGGGUUAUCGGCGGUUGCUGUGAUAAAAACUAUCUGUCAAAAAUCAAUAUAAAGUAGGAAAUGGAGGCUUGAUUUAGAGAUUUUAGAGCGCUUUUUAUGCUUCGGAAACUGCUCAUUUAUGCAUUGGUUUGAAUUACAAAUGCAGACCUGUAUACUCUUAACAAUUUUGGCAUACAAUGCAUGAUUUUGAGAUUUCUUGUGCGGUUUUAUGUCAAGACCUGUCAGAACUAGGAUUUUUAGAGACAGAGUUGAAAAUAUAUACAUUUAGUAGGCUUUUCCAAUUUAAUAAAAAAUUAUUUAAAAAAUACAUAUUUAGUUGUUACUUUUAACUUGCAUUUGCAUUUUACAUUCGGCAGUGAAUGGAUUGAGAAAUACAAUUGGUCAGGGGUUAACACACACAUUUUCUUAAUGAAAGUGGUGAUUGUCAUAUUGAUGUUUUGUAUUUUCAUUAUGAACUUGCUAAAUACUGCAACAGUAUUAUUAGCGUAGUCAUCCUAGUGACAAUUUUAGUAAAUCCGGGGCCAUCCAUAUGUCUGUUUUUUAUUACGGGGGAAGGGGGCAUCUUUGCAGAAAGGAUGUUUUGUAGGAAUUAUCGUCUUAUUGUUAAGUAUUUUCACAGAUGAACUGGCUAGAUAUACUCAGAUAUUACUAAGUAGUAAAUAUAUAGUAAUAUUUACCCCACGUAUCUUCAACGAGGGUGUAAUGUAAAUUUUAUUGGAAUAUGCCAGUGCUUUUAAAAUUGUCAUUUCGAGGCGCCUGUUUCAAAAUUUAGGUUUUCACCAGGCUCCAUGUGUUAAAUUCGAACAAGUACACUUUGAAAAACCAAAUGUAUAAAUAAAAUGAAGUAAAAUGAAGUUUUGAGUAAAAAUACAUAUAACAAGUAUGUAGGGUCCUAACUUUCCAUCUAGUAGUUUGAGGAUAAACACAGCAACUCAACUUGCCCCUCUUCAAAGAAUUUGAGUGUUGGCUACCAAAAAUUGAACCACAAAUCGUUUAAAAAAACCAAUGAAAGAAUUGUUCCUUAAAUAGUUACCUGUAAAAUGCUUUAUGGUAUGGUAUAUAGGCUGUAGGUAUAUUUUUUAGCUUUUGACUGGUGAAGUUUUUUUCUAUUGUGAUUCUUCCAUUUUACUAAUAUAAUAUUGUAAGAUAUGCAUACAGUUUUAUUUUUUAUUUACUGAACUGGAGCCUCUGGCUUUGCUAUAGGAUUAAAUCAUGUGGUCAAGAUUUGUUAUAAUUUGUAUUGUUGAAGUCAAUUGAGCUCUUGUGACCCCAAUCAAAUUACUCUUAAUAUCCACAGAGUCUUAUAUAUGAACUAAAUCAUAUAUUUUCAUUUCUCAUUCCUGUUUCUCAUGUAGCUUGAAUAUAUUUCUGGUAAGUAACAGCAUUUAUCAUGGUCUUUUACUUCGUUUCAGACCUAAAUCUCCUUGAUUGGUCUGUGGGCAACAUCCUGACUGUGGCACUUGGUUCUGCUGUAUUUCUGUGGAAUGCUGACAAUGGGACGAUAACUCAGCUGAUGGAGCUGGCUACUACUGAUGACUACGUAUCAUCUGUCUCCUGGGUCCCGGAGAGUGCUGUGUUGGCUGUGGGCCUAAGCACUGGAGUUGUGCAGGUGGGUGGACGGACAAAGCACUUGAUUUGUACAGGGGUGUGGAUUGAAAUAGCACAUUGGGGAGGGGGGGGGGGUUAAUUUGAAAUGGAGUUGUGCAGUGAGUGAUUGUACAGCCUAUUAAAGAGAAUAAACUAUCCUAUGUCAAAUGUUUUAAGGAAAUGAGCACAGCUGACUGUAUAUGCUUUGUACUUUGUCAUACUUGCUUAUUCAUAAUUCAGUCCCUUCAUUAAAAAAUCAUUUCUCUGGGUUAAAGCUAUGGAAGUUAAACAAUCAUGACAUUUUUUUUUUUAAAAGUGUUUACUUAUGUUUUCAGCUCUGGGAUACCGACCAGCAAAAGUUGAUUCGGUCCAUGCCAGGACAUGCAUCACGUGUUGGAAGCAUGUCAUGGAACAAACAUAUACUCUCUAGGUGAGAUUUAUCUUAGGUCAAAGUAAUAUAAAAAAAAACAUAGGUAUUAGACUCAGUGGCUACAACCAAAAGAAUUAAAAGUCUUAUUUUGUUUGUGAAAAAACAAUUAAGUUUUAAUAAACCAUUCAUAAGACAUUCUCUUAUAUAUUUUACUUUUGGUGUGUCCAGUGAUCCUUUACAAAACCGCCCUCCUCCUAACUCUACACGUUUUAUAUUAAUAGCACUGAUUAAAAAAAAAAUGUCAUGCAUGAUCUGAGAAUGCUGGUAAAAAUAUUCUUUUAAGGGGAGGCGACUAUUAUAUUAAUUAUUAAUCAAUAAAGAGCCACAGGUAUGGUGUAGGACUAUUGUUUAAAGGCCCACAGGUAGGGUGUAGGACUGUCUGUAGGCCUAUUUCUCAAAAUACCCAGACCCUGUGGUAAAAAACUGCAUCCGGUUGCCCUAGUAUUCGAUUAUUUCAGUGUCUAUUUAUACAUUUUUAUUAAUGAGCUCUUGGGACAUAAAAUGAGCUCUUGGUACAUACGUUAAGUACUCUAAAUUUAUCACAGAACCUAGUAUAGGUAAGUUAAGAACUGAACUAAAUAAGUAAGUUUAAGUACUGACCAGCAGUAUGUCAGAUUUACACAAUAAAUCACUUACAAUUUUAAACUUUAUAAAUGCAUGGUAUCUUUUUCAAUUCUGUCCAUGAAGUUAAUAUUCAAUUUUUUUUAGUGGAUCUCGUACCGGUGCUAUACACCACCAUGAUGUGCGAGUGGCAAACCACCAUGUUGCCACCCUGCAGAACCACACCCAAGAAGUUUGUGGACUCCGCUGGUCACCUGACGGCAGAUAUUUGGCCAGUGGUGGCAAUGACAAUUUGAUCAAUAUCUGGUCAAAUCAAAUGGCUUCUUCCCCACCUGUCUACACUUUGAGUGACCAUCAAGCAGCUGUAAAGGUAAAUCUAUUGAAAAAUAUUGCUUCUGCUUGUGACAUGUUAAUAAUUUUUGAUGUAACUCUUGUAUGUUUAAAAUAAAAGACCUCACACUCACUUCCUCAUAACAGAAACAUGCUCUUAUUUAAUAUUAAUAGGCAAUGGCUUGGUGUCCAUGGAAAUCGUACUUGCUGGCUACAGGUGGAGGAACAGCAGACAGAAACAUACGUUUGUGGAAUGUCCAGUCUGGUGCCAGUGUAGGCGCAUAUGAUACAGAAUCCCAGGUUUGUUUAGUUGGAUUGCCGUUGGAGAUCUUUUUUUUUUUUCUAGCUAGUAUAUUUAGAGCUGAAUUUUGGGUUUUAGCUCAAACAUAGGUUUUUAAGUACGGUAUAUUCUAAAGAGUUUAAAACAGGCGAUUCAUCAAACUGUUUUCAACUGCAGUUUAACGUUGAACAUCAUGACACCUGGUGGUGAAAACUUUCAGCUGAAAGAUGUUCUUAUGCUCACCUUACUUUGAUAUGCUUUAAACCUUUAUCAGCUUUACUGCAAUCCAAGAUUUGUUAAUGCUGUUAAGGUGGUAGAUAAUUUGUUCAUUUGUAGCAUAAUUAAAACAGGCAUGUAUUUGUAUUUAUAAUCAGUCAAUGAUUCCUCACUGAGAAAAAGUGAUGUGACAGUGCACUAAUGAUUAGUUUGAUUAUUGUUCACAUGGUUAGGUGUGUUCUAUUCUGUGGUCUCAAGAGCAUAAAGAACUGAUCUCAGGGCACGGUUACGCCCUCAACCACCUCAGGAUUUGGAAGUACCCCGCCAUGACCAAGGUGGUUGACCUGAUUGGUAAGGGAUGGUUUUGUCAUUUUAUCAUACUGCUUGAUUACUGAAAAUUCAUGUUACAAAUGUUGACUUCAUUUGUUGGUCAAAUAGAAAAGUCUUAAGUUGCAGAUGUAUGGGGAGUUAAUAUUGUCAAUCAAUAAAGCUCCGAACCAAAAUAAACUUACUGAUGCAAUUUUAGCAUCCUUGGAUAUGCCAGAAAUAGUACUUGCCCAGUGUUAAAAAUCUCUAUUAUCUUGAUCCAUGAAAUGAAUACAGAUAUUUCAUCUUGUUUUUAAUUUAUAUUAGACUUCAUUCCAUAGUUUUAAAAAGUCUAUUUGGUUUAUAAUUCAAUUUCAGUUUUCUUACAUUUUAGGCCACAGAUCACGUGUCCUGUGCAUGGCCAUGUCACCAGAUGGCAGCACCAUUGCCAGUGCGGCUGCAGAUGAGACUAUCAGGCUGUGGAAAUGUUUCGCAGUAGAGAAGCAGCAGGCCAAGAAAGCUGAAGUCAAACCUGACAAGAAGCUGACCUCUGGACUCAAUAUGUGCAUAAGAUAACAGUCAACACUGCAUGAUAUUUAACUCGGCUGUAUCACAUCUCUACAAAGUUUGCUUUGUGAUUAUGCUCCAUAUGACCAUAGAUGAAGAUGGAGUAUCAUUUCUCAGGAAAAUUCCCAACAUACAAUUUUAUAUGUUCAUUUUUUGUAAUAUUUCCAAUAUACUUAAUGAUUUUUAUGUUUCAUAAUUCAACCACAGAUUUUUAUAAAUUAUUUUCAUUCUCAGUAUGUGCAAUUUUCAGUCUAAACCCUCUCGAAGUGGCUGAUCAUACUUAUUUCAAUCUUAGUCAUUGUCUUUAAAGUUAAUAACAUUUUACAGUACUGUAGAUCAGAUCUUCACACAUUAUCAGUGUGUGAGUUUCAACAGUCAGUUGUAAUAUGAAAGCAACCUUCAAACGUAGUGGCUGAACAUUUUUUAAAAAAAUCUCUUUUCAUACUUCAUUAAUUAAUUUCUUUUUUUUUUUUACAAUAAUAAACACUAG